Messenger RNA from Python bivittatus (Burmese python), 981 nucleotides. NCBI's taxonomy places the organism in Eukaryota, Metazoa, Chordata, Lepidosauria, Squamata, Pythonidae. The record is from RefSeq and is a predicted model, not a curated record.
UCUUAAUGGAAACAUUUGCUUUAAUUUUGUUUUGUCUUGCUCCAAGGUUCUCAGAUAUAUCUUCACGAACUGUUGGAAGGCAGCGAAAUCUUUCUUCCUGAAGUGACAAAACCACCCAGGAACCCAGAAUUAGUGGCCAGGCUGGAGAAGAUCAAAGCUAGGCUGGCAAAUGAAGAAUACAAGCAGAUGACAAAGAACAUCAACUGCCAGGAGCUGAACCGCCAUGGCACUCUGUCUGAUCUUGGAAGGCAAGUCAGGUCAGCCAAAGCUUUGAUCAUCACCAUAGUCAACUUCCUUGUCACUGUGGGAGCCACAUUUGUCUGUGCCUUUCUGGGCAGCCAGUACGUCUUCACCGAGAUGGCAGCGCGGGUGCUUUCAGCUGUGAUCGCAGCCUCUGUGGUAGGCCUGGCAGAGCUGUACGUGAUGGUGCGGACUCUGGAGGGAGAGCUGGGGCAGCCGUAGGCCCAGAGCUGGCUCCAAAGGCCGCUCCUUUGGCUCCUCCCUGCGCUCCUCUUCCUAGACUCAGGGAGAUGGGAUCAGCAUCUGCGACCAUCCACAGAUCCCCGAGGCGCCACUCAGGAGGGGGAACCCUCUCCCCCAGCAGCUUCCUUUGGGCAGAAAAGCAACUCUGCCUUCACCAGUCCUGCUUCUACGCCAGACGGGCCCGCGUCCUCCGUCUGCAGUGAGAUGUCUCCUCCCCAGGGGAGCCCACAGCUGUGUGGGGCUUUUUCCUCUGGUGCUGGAGCUGGUGGACAGAAAAGCAGCUUUCCAGCUUAGCGCUCACAUCUGUUGUGGAGGGGAGGGCCAUCCGUAAGGGAGCCGCUGCCGCCCGUUGGGCCCUUGGGGACUUCUGUGUAGCGAGAGCCUCGCCUUCUUACCUGGGCAGGGUCUCACCACAACUUCAUGCUCCUGCCACCAGAGUCUGGUUUCCUGUGAUGACAGCGAAUCUUUGUUGUGUGCAAUAAAAAGCAGCUCGCAAAA